Molecule: messenger RNA, 354 nt
Organism: Linum tenue
Lineage: Eukaryota; Viridiplantae; Streptophyta; Magnoliopsida; Malpighiales; Linaceae
Source: the annotation of a GenBank genome assembly
AUGAUAUUCAUGGCACGUCCUUCCAUCCAGGACAGUGUUUACGUGACCAACAAGUUACGCGACAAGAUGCUGAUGGUGCAUUGUCGAUCCAAAGACGACGAUCUCGGGGCCCACGGGUUGGCCGUGGGCGAGAGUUUCGAGUGGAGUUUCGACCCGAGUUGGCUCGGGGAGACACUUUUCUGGUGCAGCCUCGCGGUCGAAGAUAAGUGUCUUUCUUUCGUGGCGUAUUACGAGGGUGAUAUGUACACGGAAUACUGGUAUGUUCAUGACGAUGGGGUUUAUGGGCAGACCAGGCACGCAAAUGCCACGUUUUAUGAGGCUCCAUGGCGCCGAGUUUCACCACGCCAAUAUUGA